Molecule: messenger RNA, 1342 nt
Organism: Radiomyces spectabilis
Lineage: Eukaryota; Fungi; Mucoromycota; Mucoromycetes; Mucorales; Radiomycetaceae
Exons: 4
Coding region: 349-1050 (233 amino acids)
Source: RefSeq, a predicted model, not a curated record
GCAACCCGGUUCCUCAGUGACCCAAACACAUAUGCUUCAGAAUGCGAUAUUCUUAUUGUCACAAGUGUAAUGCAGGCAGGCCAUAGCCUUGAUCGACAUUUCGUGACCAGCUAUGAUUUUCUUUUCAAUGGAGUGUUGACGUUCAGAGAAGAGUUGCAGUUUGUUUCUCGCCUUCGAUAUCUACAUCGUACGGAUAAAACGGCUCGAAGUCACUUUGUUAUCAUUAUUCGAUGAAUAUAGUGGAAUAUCUUCGAUCGCGCUACUGGCAUCUACUGUAUAAGGGCAACAGUACAGAGUGAAUAUGCAGACUCAUCCAAUCGCCAUUUACAUCUAUAGGCAACAGAAUACAUGCUUUCAAAUGUUCGUUGGAGCCUUCCGAUGGAUAAUAAAUUGGUUCACCAUACCCCAUACAGUGUAAAUUGGUUGAAAACGUUCGCCAACUCGUACUUGAAAAACCAGAGAAAGGGCAGCAUCCGUCUACUCAUGCAACACGGUAUCAAUACAGAUCACAACAUCUCUGACUUGCUUGAUGAGCUCAAAUACCGGAAUAUCGCCGAGAUUAUGGAUCUGCACAUCGCAAAUACCAAUGCAUCACUCAUAGAACGUAUAAAAUGUGAAGAGAAAGGCUGCGGCUUCAAUGUGGUUACUAAUCUACUGAAAGCGUCAUCUUUGAAAACUACGAGCACAUUGUCAUCAGGUUUGGCACCUUACUACCAGUUCAUAACCUUGAUGGACUACUUUUUGUUCCGCAUGCAACCAGAAAAUGUACCCUACGCACGUCGCUUUUGGACGAAUCGUACUGAAUACAACAAGUCCGAUUUGCUUGAGCUCGGUCGAAUGAAGUUCACCCAAAUGACAUUUUCUCUGGUUAAUAUGGUGUGUGGGUUCCCGUCCCACUUAGCUCUGACUCAGAGUACAUGGCCCCAUCAUAUAUUGAAGGAUGAUCUGCACGAUAUUUUUACAAACAUAAUAAAGCCGUAUGAAGCAGAAUGGACGACUGUAUUUCCACGCCAUAACAAUCUAGCAGCAGAUCAGCAUAACUACACAUAGCAAGCCGGACGAUACACGCCUAAUAACCUCCUCAGCAAAAUUUUCAAUAGGAAUGGCUUACAGCUUAACAUGAAACGUCUAUCGCAACCACCAAAUAUAAAAAAUAUUGCCCAUACAUUAUGCAUUGCACGUGCUAUCGUACAAGAAGAACAUUUCAGUGCAUUCCAGGCAAUAAUUCCGGAGGAAUUGUGGUCAGAGAUGCUGAUUUUGUGGGACGCAAAAAAGGAAGAAGCUGUGCGGCUCUCUUGAUAAAUGGUUUAAAUAUCGUUAAUAAAUCACAUCACAUUCAUCG